Molecule: messenger RNA, 1275 nt
Organism: Gossypium raimondii (Peruvian cotton)
Lineage: Eukaryota; Viridiplantae; Streptophyta; Magnoliopsida; Malvales; Malvaceae
Exons: 3
Coding region: 1-1275 (424 amino acids)
Molecular function (GO): zinc ion binding; nucleic acid binding
Source: RefSeq, a predicted model, not a curated record
AUGCGGAAAAGAUUUAUUCCAUCAUACUACCAUCGAGAUCUUUAUCAACAACUUCAAAACCUUACUCAAGGAAAUAGAAGUGUUGAAGACUAUUAUAAGGAGAUGGAGAUAGCGAUGAUUCGAGCUGAUAUCGAGGAGGAUCGAGAGGCAACCAUGGCUAGGUUCCUUGCGGGUUUAAACCGUGACAUUGCCAACAUAGUUGAACUACAACACUAUGUUGAAGUGAUGGACAUGGUUCACAUGGCGAUUAAGGUUGAAAAGCAACUUAAGCGAAAAGGAGUUAGUAGACCCUAUGCCAAUUCUUCAAUCAACAAAUGGAAUCAAGGAGUCAACAAACCCCUUGUUAGAACAAAAGAGCCGACUGUAGCAGUUAAAUCAAAUCAACCCGUUGGAGAGACAAAUCGAAAUAAAAAUGAGCAAGCGCCAAAUCGCACGAGAGACAUAAGAUGUUUCAAGUGUCAAGGCCGAGGGCACAUAGCUAGUCAAUGUCCCAAUCGACGAAUUAUGGUGAUAAGAGCUGAUGGAGAAGUUGAGUCGGAGGAAGAGGAUGAAAAUGAACCUGAAAUGCCAUCCGAUGAUGAAGAUUUAGAGUUGCCCGUUGAAGGAGAAAUUCUUGUGGUGAAGCGUAGCCUCGAUAUUCAAAGUGUUGAAACCGAUCAACAAAGGAGAAUAUUUUUCACACUCGAUGCCACAUUCAAGGCAAGUAUUAUGUUGGUGGAAAAGCAAGGUUUGGCUGCAACUAAACAUCCAACUCCAUACAAGUUGCAAUGGCUAAAUGAUGGAGGUGAGCUGAAAGUAACAAAACAAGCUGUGGUGGCAUUUUCUAUUGGAAAGUACCAAGAUGAAGUGGAAUUCAAAGACGUUUUCCCGGAAGAUGUGCCAAGUGGAUUGCCUCCUUUUCGAGGUAUUGAACACCAAAUAGACUUUAUUCUCGGAGCUACAAUUCCAAAUCGACCAGCUUAUCGAAGCAACCCAGAGGAAACUAAAGAGUUGCAACGACAAGUAGCGGAAUUAAUGGAAAAAGGCUAUAUACGGGAGAGUUUAAGUCCAUGUGCGGUUCCCGUUCUGUUGGUGCCUAAAAAAGAUGGUUCAUGGAGGAUGUGCGUAGAUUGCCGAGCUAUCAACAAAAUUACCGUCAAAUACCGACAUCCCAUUCCUAGACUUGAUGAUAUGUUGGACGAGCUUAGUGGUGCAAAAUUGUUCUCUAAGAUUGAUUUGAAAAGUGGCUAUCAUCAAAUUCGUAUGCGGGAGGGGACGAGUGGAAGGCGCAUUUAA